Pelodiscus sinensis (Chinese soft-shelled turtle) is the source of this 742-nucleotide messenger RNA. The record is from RefSeq and is a predicted model, not a curated record. NCBI's taxonomy places the organism in Eukaryota, Metazoa, Chordata, Testudines, Trionychidae.
AUGGAGAUCCUGCACUCUCUGUUCGCUGGGCUCUUCUUGGUCUCCCUGGUGACCGCAGGACACCGGAGGAUGCCAGACACCCUGUCUUGCAUCAGGCGUGACGGCUACUGUAAGGCAAAAUGCACGGCGAUCGCUGACCGCGUUGAAGAGGAGCUCGGGACCUGCAGGAAUGGAAGGCAGAGGUGCUGCCGCCCGAAGCGCCUGCUCUCCAGCUACUCUGGCAUCCUCGCUAACCUUCAGCCAUGAGGAUCCUCCACACUUUGCCCUUGUUUUAGACUCCGUGUUGGCUCCAGGAGAUGUGCACCCUUGAAUACAGAUGUCACUGCAGCCACCCUGUAAAUUGGCCAAUGUAAGAGGUGAAUUCAUUGUUGAAACUUCUGAGAGGAAGGGAUGCUGUUUGAAGACACUAUCUGACCCUAAUCAGAGCUGAGGAUAGCUCCAAUCAAGGAAACAGCUGUUUCUCUCUCUUAUCAGUCCUCUUUUAAAAGAAAGACCCUCUUGGGUCACUACACAGCUUAGGUGUUUUGUUUUUGUUCUUCUCCUCAAACCUCAUAGAAUCUUGUCAGUCAUGUCUUCAAGGUGUAUCUACAGUCACCUAGUGCAACCCUACGUAAUACUGAUGCUUAAUUUCUUCAUGUUAAUAAACAAUAGUUAUUCUUAAAAUUUAAAAGUUUAUAUAAGCUUAGAGGACACAUUUUUUUUAUUUGUUUAUACAUUACAUAAAUAAAUACACAUUUACAGA